Molecule: messenger RNA, 2346 nt
Organism: Mucor mucedo
Lineage: Eukaryota; Fungi; Mucoromycota; Mucoromycetes; Mucorales; Mucoraceae
Product: SNF2 family N-terminal domain-containing protein
Exons: 6
Coding region: 1-2346 (781 amino acids)
Biological process (GO): transcription-coupled nucleotide-excision repair
Cellular component (GO): nucleus
Molecular function (GO): ATP binding; ATP-dependent chromatin remodeler activity
Source: RefSeq, a predicted model, not a curated record
AUGCGAUACGGGGAUGAAAUGGCUGAGGAUGAUAUUGACGAACAAUUCACACCGCAUCCAAACUUUGAAGAUAUACAAUUCGAUGCUGGGGAUGCUGGUGGUUUAAGAGUACCGGGUGAACUCUGGGAUUGUUUGUUUGAUUAUCAAAAGACGUGCGUACAAUGGUUAUGGGAACUACAUCGUCAGCAUGUGGGUGGUAUAUUGGGUGAUGAAAUGGGUUUGGGAAAGACCAUCCAGAUCAUUGCCUUUCUAUCCAGCUUAUACUACUCCAAAAUACUAGGUCCCGGUCAGCCUUCCAUCAUUGUCUGUCCUGCAACUGUUAUGAAGCAAUGGGUCCAAGAAUUUCAUAAAUGGUGGCCUCCUUUAAGGGUAGCCAUCUUGCAUUCAAGUGGUACAGGUGUCAAAACUUCAAUCACAAACAAUAAGGUCGCCGUUCUGGAUAGUGACGAAGAGUAUACUUACAAUGCAGACGAUGAUACGUAUGAACAGGAUCGUAGAGGAAAAAGUGCUAAAAAGGGUAAAGGGAGAUCCUCUGUCAAGAGCAUUUUGACCACCAAGGCAGGAAGAAAUGCUGAAGCGUUGGUAGAGGAGUACGUAAAGAAAGGUGGUAUUCUGAUCACAACUUAUAGUGGUGUUCAAACCUAUCGUGAAAUUUUGCUCAAGCAUCGCUGGGGAUAUGUGGUUCUAGAUGAAGGUCACAAGAUAAGAAACCCUGAUUCAGGUACAACAUUGGCUAUCAAGCAAUUUAAGACACCACAUCGAAUUAUUCUGUCCGGUACACCUAUCCAAAACAAUUUGAAAGAAUUGUGGUCCUUGUUUGAUUUUGUCUUUCCAGGUCGACUUGGCACGUUGCCCGUGUUUCAAACCCAAUUCUCGGUACCUAUUGGUAUUGGUGGAUACGCUAAUGCGACCAAUGUACAAGUUCAAACUGCAUAUAAAUGUGCAUGUAUGUUACGUGACCUCAUCAACCCCUAUCUACUUCGCCGUAUGAAAAUCGAUGUUGCAUCCGACUUACCCAAGAAAAACGAACAAGUCCUGUUUUGUAAACUCACGCCCUUUCAGCGUCAGGCAUAUCUGGGUUUCAUUCAUUCCAAGGAUAUGGAUGCUAUCUUGGAACAUCGUCGACAAGUGCUCUAUGGUAUUGACAUUGUGCGAAAGAUUUGUAAUCACCCUGAUAUCAUCAACUUGACUUUGCCGCAUACGGAUCCAGACUAUGGUAACCCCGAAAGAAGCGGGAAAAUGGUUGUGGUUCGUGCCCUGUUAAAGAUGUGGAAACAGCAGCAUCAUCGUGUCCUGUUGUUCUGUCAGACAAAACAGAUGUUGGAUAUUCUGGAAAUCAUGAUGAGGCGUGCACCGUAUAAAUAUUUGCGAAUGGAUGGUACAACACCUGUCAGUCAAAGAAUGGCCUUGGUAAACGAUUUCAAUGCUAGUCCGGAUAUCUUUGUAUUUCUUUUAACUACAAAGGUGGGGGGUCUUGGUCUGAAUUUAACAGGUGCUGAUCGAGUGAUCUUGUAUGAUCCUGACUGGAAUCCUUCUACAGACAUGCAGGCAAGAGAAAGAGCUUGGCGUCUUGGACAAAAGAAAGAAGUCACUGUAUAUCGUCUGAUGACAAGUGGCACCAUUGAAGAAAAAAUCUAUCAUCGACAAAUCUACAAGCAGUUUUUGACGAACAAAAUUUUAAAGGAUCCGAAACAACGUAGAUUCUUUGAUGCAAGUAACUUACAGUCGUUAUUUACGUUGGCGUCAGAAGAUGCGGUAGGUACGGAAACAGGUGAACUCUUUAAAGGCACCGAAAUCAAUUACAGCAAAAACAAGAGAAAGAAGACAAAGAACGGUGAUGAUCUGAAACAGUUGACAUCUAUUGAAGACGAAAGAAGAAAAGAGAGAGAACAGGAUAACGAAGACCAUGUAUUAAAAAGUUUGUUUGAAAUGACAGGGAUACAAAGUGCUUUACAGCACGAUCAAAUCAUGGAUUCGGCCUCACACGAUUCUAUGUUUGUUGAACGCGAAGCCACUAUCAUUGCGGAACGAGCGGCUGCUGCACUGAAGGAAUCAAGGCGCCAAAGAAGACAGCAGGAUAUAGGUGUUCCUACUUGGACAGGACGUUCCGGAGCAGUGGGAGCCCCAAGGCCAAGUAAAAAUACCUAUAAAGCAUCUCCUGUACCUAAAUUUGGUUCUGGUAGUGUAUCAGGUUUCAAAAGCCGUGAUGCUACCGCCAAACCCUCGUCUGGCAGUCUAUUGGCAAAAAUGAGAGCACGCAGAGCCAUGGAAGCAAACGAUAACAGUCCAGCACCAGGUAAAACACGAUGCGUUUAUUCUAUAAGAGCUUAUAUUUAUGACAUAUAA